Elaeis guineensis (African oil palm) is the source of this 2565-nucleotide messenger RNA. The record is from RefSeq and is a predicted model, not a curated record. NCBI's taxonomy places the organism in Eukaryota, Viridiplantae, Streptophyta, Magnoliopsida, Arecales, Arecaceae.
UUGCAAGCUGCAAAGCCAAGGGCCAACUCCCAUCCGUGGACGGUUGUUUCCGCUGAAAGGGGAAAAGCCCCGCCCCCAACCCUCAAAAAGUUUCGACUUAUUUACCAAACCAAAACUAAUCGGUAUAGUCGCCUUCGAAAAUUUCCUUUCUUCGUUCCUUCCCUCCCUCUCUUUUAUUUAUUCUAUCUCGGUUCUCCUUCUCCGGCGGGAUCUCUAGAUCUUUUUCCUUUUUCUUCUUCGUCUCCGGAGAGAUCGAUCCCUUCGGUCGUAGGAGGGUUACGAUCUCAUGGCGGGUCGUUACGACAGCAACCCUUUCGACGAGGAGGAGGUGAAUCCCUUCGCGGACCCAGCAGGUCGUGGAAAAGCAGCUGGACAAUCCAGUUAUGGUGGUGGUCCAUUCUACACAACACGCCCAGGAAGUGUUCCUCCUGCUUUAAAUUCCAGGCUUUCGCCACUUCCUCCAGAACCUGCUGAUUUCUACAAUGAUCGCAGUGCAACAGUUGACAUUCCUCUUGAUACAGCUAAGGAUCUUAAGAAAAAGGAAAGGGAACUUCAAGCCAAGGAGGCAGAAUUAAAUAAGAGGGAAAAGGAACUAAAACGGCUGGAAGAGGCUGCAUCCAGAGCUGGUAUUGUUAUCGAGGAGAAAAAUUGGCCACCUUUUUUUCCCAUUAUUCAUCAUGAUAUUGCAAAUGAGAUACCCAUCCACCUGCAGAGGUUGCAGUACUUUGCAUUUGCAUCGUUGUUAGGAUUGACUGCAUGUCUUCUUUGGAAUUUUGUAGCAGUUACAGUGGCCUGGAUUAAGGGGGAAGGUGUAAAAAUAUGGUUCCUGGCCAUCAUCUACUUUAUUUCCGGUGUCCCAGGAGCAUAUGUUUUAUGGUAUCGGCCUCUGUAUCGUGCCAUGAGGACCGAGAGUGCUCUAAAGUUUGGAAGGUUUUUCCUGUUUUACCUGCUUCACAUAGGUUUCUGCAUCUAUUCAGCUGUGGCUCCUCCAAUAAUAUUCAAGGGGAAAUCUUUGACGUAACUGGGCAAAGUAUGUCUGCUAUAUUCGCUCAAACACUGUGCAAGGCACACUGUACAGACUUUUGCUUCAGAUUAUGCCCCUACUGUGCUGCAACUUUGAAAUGAAAGAGUAUAUGGCUUGACAGCAAUCAAUGAGGCAAAUGGAAUAUGAUUAUAGAAGGGAUAAAACAUGGAAUAUGAUUGUUAAAUUUGUGUUUGAAGAGUUUUAUUAAUCUAUUAUGCUGUGUUAAGCAAAUUCGCGUGACUGGCCAUCAGAUGUUCGGUGCACUGCCUCAUGGUCCCACAUGACAAAGAAAACCAAUUUGUUUUGAUAAUAUAUAUUCGGAUCUCCUGUGUAAAUAUGUGAAUUUUACAUGAGCAUAAAUUGAUCUCACAUGAAAGGGCUAAGGAGCUUUUAGAGCAAGAUUACUGCUACUAACUGGGACCUUGCUGGAAUGCUGAUAAAAGUUGGACUCUUUGGCUUCCUAUAAAGUUAACAUAGAUUCCAACCAAAAUAGAGAGGGUGGACUCUGUCAGUAGAUGUACAAUCACAACCAUUUAUGGUGCUGUUUGCAUGCACUGAAGUUGCUUAGUGCUUGCAAUUUAAUAAAUGAAAUGGCUUUGCUGGUGACAUUGCUUGGCACAAAGAGGAUCUUCUUAGUGGUACUGGCUAUUUUUAAUGAGACUUGGAAGAGAUCAACCUUUCUGUGGACGAUGGGAAUGAAGUUCAAUAAUUAAAUGAUGAAGGUAAAUGAGUGUUUAAGUGUAAAGAAAUCUAACUUCUUACAAUAGCAAUAUGUGAAGUGUCAGACUUCACAUGGUAAUGGAGAUUAUUGUAUUAUUCUGAAUUGAUGGGUCUUUAUGUAAGUUCAAGGUUUCUUAGUUUCAAAUAUUCAACUGCACAUUUCGGAUGGCUUGUAGAGAUCUGCUGAUGAAAGUCUAACAGUCUUUGGAGGAAGUUAAUAGCAAAUUUAUGUCAAUAGGCAUUUGAAAGCUCGAUUCAGUAGGUAAAGAGCUGUGGAAUCUGUUUCUGCUGUUUGGUAAGAGAUUUGGUUGGAAGAAAACUUAUUUUCUUCAGUGUGAUGGAUCUUUCGAUUUUUCAGAAACAAAACUUUUCGCUUGUCUUUUAAGGUUCUCAUAACAUGGGUUGGAGGGGUGAUCAGGACUGUUGCCAACUCUUAAAUCAAUGGGGUUCAGAUGCUUUGUGCUGGGCAGGCUCGAGUUUUGAUAGUAGCGUUUCUGCCAUAUUUGGACCUUUAUAUAUUGGUUUUCCAAGUAUCCAGGCACGAGUUUGCAGCCUUCACUUGACCAGAAACUCAAGGGAACAAUACUCCAGAGAAAGUGAAAGUUAUUUGUGCAAAGGCGUGGCUUACUUUGACAUCUCAUUGUUUUGGACACAAAAAAGAAAGUUAAUAAAUUUUGAACCAGUCUGAUUUAUGUUAAUAUUUCAUUAAAUGUGGAAGAUUAUGACUAUUUCUAAUUUACAACCUUCAAAAGGGAAGUCUAUCUGUCACCAACACCUGUAGAAAACUCGUUGCAGAAUUUCCCCAUCAAUUUUUAUUGGUU